Molecule: messenger RNA, 4150 nt
Organism: Melozone crissalis (California towhee)
Lineage: Eukaryota; Metazoa; Chordata; Aves; Passeriformes; Passerellidae
Gene: DGKZ
Product: diacylglycerol kinase zeta
Exons: 32
Coding region: 609-3575 (988 amino acids)
Biological process (GO): intracellular signal transduction; lipid phosphorylation; diacylglycerol metabolic process
Cellular component (GO): nucleus
Molecular function (GO): protein binding; ATP-dependent diacylglycerol kinase activity
Source: RefSeq, a predicted model, not a curated record
CCACGCACACAGCACACACUCAUGCUCACUUUCUGCUUUGUCUUUUGAGAGCUGCUCCAGGCUUUGUACACAGCACUUUCCUCACUGCCUACCUUUCCCUGCUGCUCCCGCUCAACUGCUGCCGCUGGGGACAGUGACGGAUGUGUGUGGCUCCAGAGGGACCUUGCAAAAGGCAAUCCAAGCUCUUUUUCACUCAUUUGCAAGCAUUGCUAUCCCUGGACUGUGCUUCUUCAGUGAACGCUGUGUUCCCCACUGCUCUCACAGUGGCAGCACCUCCGAGGAGCAGCACCAGCAUCUCCGGGUGUGUGUCAGACAUUCCUCUGCUUCAGAGUGGCAGGGCAGUAGAGACGGCAAGAGGCUGAGCUGCUGCGUCUGAGCUAUUCAAGCUGCUAUCAAGAGGCCAGUAAAUACCACCACAAAAAGCUGGACACUGUUUUUUUCUCGUGCUUGUGCUCCCUCAGGGAGCUAAGCUUUGCUGGGAUUGUCCCACGGCUCUGGAGAGGCGAAGCAGAGCAGCAUUGUGGGACCCUGUGGGACAAGACCAGUCUGCCCAAGAAGUUCUGAGGGCAAACUGGGACUCCUUGCCUAGAGAGACACCUCACUCCAGCAUGGCUGAAGGUGCCGGGAGCUGGAGAGACUUCUCCCCUGCCAGGAAUGAUGCUGAGCUGGCCAGGGGAGCCACAGGAAACUUCCAGGGAGCAGCAGAUACAGAGAGCACUGGACGAGAACAACACUUGGGCCUCCGCAGCAUGGAUCCAGCUUGGGAGGAGAUGCGAGGGGCAGUGGCCGUGGCAGAGGUGGAGGAGCAGUUCCUGCACUUGGCCAUCAGAAAGCAGGUCUCCUACAGGAAAGCUAUUGCUAAAUCCAGUCUCCAACACAUGGUAGCCCAGCCAAACCCAGCACUAGCCAUGAGGAGCGACUCGGAGAGGCAGAUACGCAGCACUGUGGAUUGGAGCGAGGCUGCGGUCUAUGGGGAGCACAUCUGGUUUGAGACCAAUGUCUCUGGGGACUUUUGCUACGUUGGGGAACAGAACUGCAUGGCAAAGCUUCUGCAAAAACCUCUCUCCAGGCGCAAGUGUGCAGCCUGCAAGAUCGUAGUGCAUACGCCCUGCAUCGAACAGCUGGAGAAAAUAAAUUUCCGCUGCAAGCCGUCCUUCAGGGAGUCAGGAUCCCGGAACAUACGGGAGCCCAUUGUUGUCCGACAUCACUGGGUGCACCGGAGGCGGCAGGAAGGGAAGUGCCGGCAGUGUGGCAAGGGUUUUCAGCAGAAGUUUGCCUUCCACAGCAAAGAGAUUGUAGCCAUCAGCUGUUCCUGGUGCAAACAAGCGUAUCACAGCAAAGUAUCGUGUUUCAUGCUGCAACACAUUGAAGAGCCCUGCUCACUGGGGGCUCACGCUGCUGUCGUCGUUCCUCCCACCUGGAUUCUGCGGGUCCGGCGGCCCCAGAAUCCGCUGAAAUCUAGUAAAAAAAAGAAGAGGACAUCAUUCAAGCGGAAAUCCAGCAAAAAGGGGGCCGAGGAAGGGAGGUGGAAACCCUUUGUCAUCAAGCCCAUGCCAGCUCCUCUCAUGAAGCCCUUGCUGGUGUUUGUGAACCCCAAGAGUGGUGGGAAUCAGGGAGCCAAGAUCAUCCAGUCCUUCAUGUGGUAUCUCAACCCACGGCAGGUUUUCGACCUCAGCCAGGGUGGACCCAAGGAGGCGUUGGAGCUGUACCGCAAAGUCCACAACCUCCGGAUCCUGGCGUGCGGGGGAGAUGGCACGGUGGGCUGGAUACUCUCCAUUCUGGACCAGUUACGCAUCAACCCACCUCCUCCUGUGGCCAUCCUACCUUUGGGGACAGGGAACGACUUGGCCAGAACACUGAACUGGGGUGGGGGUUACACAGAUGAGCCUCUGUCCAAGAUCCUAUCGCACGUUGAAGAUGGGAACAUAGUACAGCUUGAUCGCUGGAACCUCCAUGUGGAGCCAAACCCUGACACAAACCCUGAGGAAAAGGAUGAAGCAGCUGCUGACAAGCUCCCUUUGGAUGUCUUUAAUAAUUACUUCAGCCUUGGCUUUGACGCACGGGUGACGCUGGAGUUCCACGAAUCUCGAGAGGCCAACCCAGAGAAGUUCAACAGCCGGUUUCGGAAUAAAAUGUUCUAUGCUGGGACGGCCUUCUCCGACUUCCUCACCGGGAGCUCCAAAGACUUGGCGAAGCAUGUCAGGCUGGUUUGUGAUGGGAUAGACCUGACCUCCAAGAUUCAGGACCUGAAGCCCCAGUGCCUGGUCUUCCUUAACAUCCCAAGGUACUGUGCAGGCACCAUGCCCUGGGGCAACCCUGGGGAGCACCAUGACUUUGAGCCCCAGCGCCAUGAUGAUGGCUGCAUUGAAGUUAUCGGCUUCACCAUGACAUCACUGGCUGCCUUGCAAGUCGGUGGCCAUGGGGAGCGGCUCUGUCAGUGCCGGCAGGUGGUUCUCACCACAUCCAAGGCCAUCCCCAUGCAGGUAGAUGGAGAGCCCUGCAAGCUGGCAGCUUCCUGCAUCCACAUCUCUCUGCGCAACCAAGCCAACAUGCUGCAGAAGACCAAGCGGCGCAACUCCAUGCCUCUGCUCAAUGACCAGCAGCCAGUGCCCGAGCGUCUGCGGAUCCGGGUGAGCCGCAUCAGCAUGCGUGACUAUGAGGCACUGAACUAUGACAAGGAAAAGCUCAAGGAAGCCUCUGUGCCACUGGGGAUCAUCGUGGUUCCAGGAGACAGUGACCUGGAGUUGUGCCGGACUCAGAUUGAGAAGCUACAGGAGGAUUUCCCUGCACAGCCCUCUGCUUUAGAGCGCCUGCUCUUCCAGGAGGGAGAUGGAGCCAAGCCGAAGACAGUGUCAUUCCAGAGGCUGUCACCCAAGUGGUGCUUCCUGGACUCAACCACGGCCGAUCGGUUCUACAGGAUAGACCGCGCACAGGAACACCUAAACUAUGUGACAGAGAUCUCUCAGGAUGAGCUCUAUGUCUUGGACCCAGAGCUAGUGGUCACUCAGACUGUGAGCACUUCUCCUGCCAUGCCUGACCUCGUGGACUCAUCUGCCACACCCCCUGGGUACCAUUUUGCAUUUCCUUCCUGUUCCUCCUCUCCAUCCUCCUCUCCUGCCCCCAGCGCUGAGCCUGAGCACUGCCUUCCACAUAAAGAUGACCUUCUGAUAGAAGCUGCCAAGAGUGGCAACUUCAGCAAGUUCCAAGAGCUGCACCAAGCUGGAAGAGACCUGAUGGUGCGAGAUUCCUCGGGCCAGACUGUCCUCCACCAUGCUGUCAAAUCAGGAAGCAAGGACAUCGUCAAAUACAUCAUCGAGAAUGCUCCUUCAGAGAUCCUUGAUGCCACAGAGGAGGAGAACGGUGAAACCAGCUUGCACCAGGCUGCAGCCUUACGCCAGCGCACUAUCUGCCACUACAUCGUGGAGGCUGGGGCCUCGCUCAUGAAGACAGACCUGCAGGGAGACACCCCGAAGCACCGUGCUGAGAAGGCCAAUGACCCUGACUUAGCUGCCUACCUCGAGAACCGACAGCACUACCAGAUGAUCCAGCGGGAGGACCAGGAGACAGCUGUGUAGUGCUUGGCGUGCCUUAGCCCGAGCCAGCUCUUUCAGGAUGAGAAGAGUACAAUGCCAACUGCAGAGCUGUAUCUGGCCCAACCCUCCCCAGAUGCCAGCCUGCUCCCUGGAGAUGGACACAGAAGAGCUCUGCCCCAGGCAGGCUAGAACUCUGUUUAUGAGGACAAUGGAUAUUUCAGACUUGAAGCCUGAUUCUUUGUGUGUGCUCUUCACCUCUCAUUCACCACAUUCCCUGCCCUAGGUGGGCUCUAUCCUCCAGCCAUGUUGGAGCAGGCCAGGCUGAAGCCUCCAGUCACCCUUCAUGGGAGUAAUUCCAGUGCCCUCUCCACAGGCUCCUACCUAUAAUCCUUAUGGGAUAUCAUUGCUCAGUCCUUCUCUCUGCUGGCAGUGCCCCUCUUUCAGGUGCUUGGCUAGGUUUGUGUCCUGUUCCUCCUCUCCUGUCUGGCACAGCUGUGGGAGGCACAGGCUGCAUGGACAGACUGCAGAGGCUGUGAGCCACAGACUGCCCCAAAGGAAGCACCACAACUUACUUGCCCUGCUUUCUUUUCCCUCCUGGGGCUGCACCAGGUCUCUGU